GACAGUUAGAAGUGAAAGAGCUUCAGCUGCUCAGAGCAGCGGCUCAGGUUCCUCCUCUAAUUAUCCAAUCAGCAGGCGGCUCCAGGUGUUCAGCAGCUUUAUCAUCCUCAGGUGAGGCGGCAGUCUGCAGCAGCUUCCAGCCGCUCUUCGGUGCUUCCCGGCGAGCAGAGAGCAGCGCAGUGGACCGGAGCAUGUCGGCGGCUAACAGACGGAUGACGAUGGCCUGGGUUUGGCCCGCUUUGGUGCUUCUAGCCCGGCUCACCACGGCAGAGGAACCGCGUCGGGACGCAUACGGAGCUUUGGCCGGCUCCGAGGCGCUGAUCUCGGACUCGGAGCCGCCGAUGGAGACCCGCAGCGGGGGAGGCUUCCUGCCGGUGCUGGUGUGGAAGUUUGUGAAAGAUGCUGCAGAUGCAUCAGAUUUGGGCCGACCGCAGUUUCUCUGCAGCGACACGUCACUCUCUGUUCGCUUGUCGCUCAUCCGAUACUCUGACCUGCAUCUGCAAGAUGGGAGGAGGUUGGCGUGGCUGCAGCAGGGAUGUGAUGGUUCUAUUGGGACUGUGGGGCCGUGGCUGCUGCUGAAGCUGCCUUACACCAGCUGCCAUGUGACAUCACAGGUUUCAAAUGGAACGUGGUUCCACCAGUUGAAGCUGCGUUACUUCGACCACCUGCUGCGGGAGAACAUGACGGCUGUGGUCGCCUGUGAGGAUCCUGCAAUGUGGACCCUGCCGGCGGUGAGCUGCAGGAGCACAGAAGUGGCUGUGAAACUGCCUCAGGGAAGCAGACUGCAGAAGGUGAAGGCUCUGGGGAAAGAUGUGGUGGUUGGGAGGGUGCAGACCACCACUACUCCAGGGCCAGUGUUGGUGCAGAUCUCCACACCGGCAGACAAGGACUCCAUGUUUGAAGUGAUCUAUUUGGAUUCGGCUGGGGAGAUGUCCACGAUGCUGGCGGCUUGUUUCGGUGCAGCCAGAGGAGAUGGGCGGGAUCGUCGGCGCAGAGCUCUGCAACACCAGGACCAGUGGGACUGGGGGGUGAAUCCUCGUCAUUGGCACAAUGUGGAACCCCGACAGAUGGUGGACAAUUCCUCAGAAUACCUGGAUGCAUCAGAUGAUGGCCCUUCUGAUGAGGAUGAUGAAGAGUUGGAUGGUUAUGAGGAGGAUUCAGAUGACGAGUUGGAUGAAGAGCAGUCAGAUGAUGAGGAGUCUGACACCAACAACACAACGGCCAACAUGACUGAUACCCAGACAAACUCCACAAUAGCAGCUCCAACCACAACACUGACGGUGGAAGCUGAAGAAACACUGAACUCCUCGAUGCCUGUAAAACCCAGACUGGGGAGAGGGUUGGCUGACAUGGAGACGUCUGGUGACUCUGAGGAGGAUGACGACACUUUUUCACCUGUAGGACCCAGACUGGGGAGAGGGAUGGAUGACAUAGAGGUGUCUGAUCUCGAAUUCAUGGAUAAUGAUGCUUCUGGGGAUGAGGCGUACGAUGAUGAUUCUUCUGGAGAUGAUUACUACGAUGAGGAUUCUGCAACAGCCAACAUGUUUGAUGCUGAGAUGAAUGCCUUGUUACCUUUUGAACCCAGACUGUGGCGAGGGAUGGAUGACCUGGAGGCAUCUGAUGACUCAGAGGACAUGGAGGAACAUGAGGAUGAUGAUGAUUCUGAGGAUGAUGAUGACUCUGAGGAUGAUGAUGACUCUGAGGAUGAUGACACCUUUUCACCUUUAGAACCCAGACUGGGGAGAGGGAUGGAUGACAUGGAGGCUUCUGAUCCAGAACUCAUGGAUGAUGAUGCUUCUGGGGAUGAGGCGUCUGGGAAUUACGACUCUUCUGGGGAUGACGAGCUGUCUGACAGCAGUGGUGAGGUCUCAGAUGAUUGAUGCUGACAGUUCCACAACCAGCACCUCCAGUACACAUCUGGACCAGUGGCCCCCCCCAGCUCCUAGACCUCCACCACAGAUCCAGCCACAACUGCAGAGGUCCUUAGUCCAACUCCUUGUAUCUCCUCAUUCUCUUUUAAAUAAAGUACAACUUUCCAUCAGA
Molecule: messenger RNA, 2043 nt
Organism: Amphiprion ocellaris (clown anemonefish)
Lineage: Eukaryota; Metazoa; Chordata; Actinopteri; Pomacentridae
Product: dentin sialophosphoprotein-like
Exons: 6
Coding region: 192-1880 (562 amino acids)
Source: RefSeq, a predicted model, not a curated record